AUGAAUGUCACCUUUGUCCACCAAGCCCUCCACAAACAUCUGGUUGCCCUUCAUAUAAGUGGGUCACAAGGCAUCAAAGUAAAAAUCAGAUCGCUGAAAAUCACGGAAACAGCUGUAGCCCGUCUUGCUCUCUCGCUGGUUUUAAAACACUGUUCCCAAGCAGUAACUGAAAACGUCCCACAAGAUAAGCACGAACUUUCUCUAGACGAAAGGCAGCUGGGAGCAGGACGCGUCCACGAGUCCCGAUGGGAACGCGCCCACGCCGCAGCUGGGACUCGGGAGAGGCUAGGGGGACCGCGUGGCCUUGCUGUGGAAGGGACCCGCGCGGGCCCGCCGCGAAGGGGGCCCUGCCUGGCGCGACCUGGGGAGAGCCGGGGCCGGCCGGGAGGGGGUGGGAGGAUCGCCGGCCGCACCCCGCGCGGAACCCCAGGGAACCCGGACUCCAGCCGCAAAGCGGAGGGGCGCCAGCAGCAAUCAGCCACCUCAGGGGCGGCGGAGUCCAAGCCCCUCUCAGCCGGACCGUACCGCCUAAACCCUCCUAGGUCCUCCUUCCUCACGUAUGAGGUCUCUGUACCGAGGCGGCUGGUUCCAUCGCAGCCCCGAGCCAACCCGCCAAUCCCGCAGGACACUAACCGCUCCGGCCGCCGCAGGUUCUCCCGGGACUGCCCCCUCCAGGGGGCCGCUGUCCCGCCCCACGCCGGGGGCCGCCACAGGACGAGUUCUCUAGCUCCAGCCGGGCGAGGCGCCAGGGAGCUCCGAACGUGGCAGGAUCCACUUUUACUUUUCCAGACAAGGGCCGAUGGUUGUGACCUGGCUUCUCGUGAAGUGACUCCCGGCGACAGCAGCGGAGAGGACUACCGAAGCUUGCAGUUGCGGUUUGAAAACUGCAGCCGCGUCUGGGGCAUUGCCGUUCGCCAGAUCCCUCCCCCUAGAGAGGUCAGUGCGAGAGGUGUGAAUAUCCGGAGACCGGGGAGAAGGAGCCGCAAAAUUCGUCCCAGCUGCCUGCGACCAGUUACCAAACUUCAGUGCCUACCAAAGACCUAUUUUCUGACUCUUCUUGAGAGUCUUCCUUAGGACCGGAACCUACCCUGUAAGUGGAGAACCCAGUUUGCUACAACUUGGCAGAGGUUCCUCGGAGUGUCAACAUCAGUUGGGGAUUUAUGGAACCUAGACCCCACUGCUAACGUCCGCUGUCGCGAAUGGUGUCCCUUCUGAGGCAUUGACUGAAGGCAGUGUAGGGAGGGUCCCAAUAGGCUGAAUAGCCGAUUUUGCAUUUAUGGUGCUAAGGAAAAAGAUGAAAGCCCUCAGCAACCUACUCAAGAUGUUAUCCUUUGAAGACAGUGGAAAUUUUCAAAGUUCUGUGCAAGACACAAAUGUUUUACAUAGAUAUAUAAUCCUAGUUUAUAUGUAUAGGAUACACACAUACUCAUACAUAUAUGGGAUUAGUUAUGUAAUCUAGGAUUGCUUUCAGAGGACAUUUACGAUAAUUGCAGAAAACCCUUCCUUGGGAAAGGAUACUGGGAGUGGAGUCGUCCUCUUGCUUUCAAAAGACUUAAUGUUCAGUUAGCAUAUAAAGGACAGGUUUUCUUGUUCUAUCCCAGUAAGCCAAGCAAAUUCCUGUGAAGCUAGCUGUUUCCCUUUCCUACUGCAUUUUCCCCAAGAUAAAGGUAUAGAAUGCAUCACAGCCCUUUUAUGAAGUCUGCUUGUUGUUACUUAGGUUAACUCCUCCUCCCAGUUUAAUAAUGUCUUGCCCCUAAACCUUGUCAAGUGGAGAAUAUUGCUUCCAUCUAUCUAAUUUCUUGUUGCUAACAAUUGGGCUGACUAGAGAAGCCUAAAGUUAGGAUGAAAAUAAAAUACCACACACUGGAAUUAACUUUUCUGGGGUAUAAGAAUCCGUAAGCAAUGAGACUGUUCCCAUCUUUUCUUUCAUGAACAUAGCUGUUGCAUUCCAGACGUCUCAGCACCAGUACCAAAACUAGUAACCUCUUGGGGGUCACAGGAUUACAUCAUUAUGGUGGUUUUGGGGUUGUGUGUUUAACUUUGGACCUCCUUAAUUUCAACAUUUCAUCAAUUGCCAGCUUUUAGCAAUCUUCUCACACUCACCCCAUACUCCCCGUCACUAAUCCAGUCCCAGAUCACUUCACACCUAGGCACACACUUUUCUCUCUCUGGCACCACUGUAAGCCAAUCCUCUUGGUCACAAUACCUCUGCUGUAACCAGCUAGCCUCCUAGGGAUAUUGUCAUGUCUUGCGUUUUCCUGCUUCUGCCUUAGCUCCAGCUUAUCACCAUCCUCCUCAUCCAUACCUGUUCAUCAGUUUCUGACUUUAAGAAGGUUACCUUCUUCAGGAAUCAGAACUCUACUGAUUCCUACUUUCUAUUCCCAGCCUGAUCACCUCUGCCUUAUGUUCUUUGGUGCAGGGCUGAUAGUUUGUGUUUCUUUUAUGACCCUGAAUAGAUUGUUAACCCUUGU
Pan troglodytes (chimpanzee) is the source of this 2471-nucleotide messenger RNA. RefSeq lists its product as uncharacterized. The transcript is spliced from 4 exons. The record is from RefSeq and is a predicted model, not a curated record. The coding region runs from base 1 to 1074 and encodes 357 amino acids. Lineage: Eukaryota; Metazoa; Chordata; Mammalia; Primates; Hominidae.